AUGGCGACGACGGGGACGUUCGACGGGCGAAAGCGGGCGAUCACGCGUGAGUUAGCGUCGGCCGCGGAUGACGCGGAGGGCGGGGGGGAUCGAAGUCGCGCGGGGCGCGUCGACGCGCGGUGCGCGGCGUUGGUGCGAGAGAUUUGCGCGAGUGAGGACUUUUUUACCACGAGUAGUUGUAGCGGACGGGUGAGCGUGUUCGCCGAUCGCUCUUCGGUGGACGCGCGAGAGGAGCGGAAGGGAGGGACGUGGGCGUACGUCUCGCACGAUCCGGCGAACGCGCGGGAGGUGAUCGAGGCGCUGCGCGCGCACGAGGGCGCGGACGCGGACGACGGCGACGGCGGCGACGGCGAGCGAAGCGAACGCCCGACGCUGGUGUUGCGGUUCGAACCGUUUAUAUUGGCCGUGGAGGCGAGGGAUUUGGAGCGUGGGGCGGCGUUCGUGCGAAUGGCGCGCGAGUGCGGGUAUCGAGAGAGCGGGAUCACGGCGUGCGAGAAGCGCGUGGUGUGCUCGGUUCGAUGCCAGCUUCGCAUGGAGGCGCCCGUCGUGGUGGACGGCGCGCGCGUGUGCGCGGACGACGCGAUCGAGAUCUUGGUGCGCGUGGCGAAUGAAAAGUUUCACGUCAAUGCGGCGAGGAUGGAACGGUUUCGGGAGGCUUUCCGGGAGAUGUGUGCGAAGAAGGCGGCGGGCGAGGACGAGGACGCCGAUGGGGGAGCGGUUGCGACAAAGAUGUGUUUAGAGGUGAAGAAGGAGAGCGCUAAGGCGGUAAAAGACGCACUCAAGCGAUGUAAAUGGUUGGACUUAACUCGCAAAGCGGCGAUGCUGAAGGCAUCGAACGGAGAUGUCGAGAGCGUUGUCUUGCCGGUGAAAUCGGUCGCAGCUUUGGUGGACAACGCGGACGCAUCGUCGGACGACGAGAAGUUCGUCCUGCUCGCGAUCGAACGCGGCGAUGCGAAGUUAAGAAAUGAUGACGGCGCCACGAACGGUGGUUUGAUACUGGCGCAGAAGAAACAGACACAGAAUCCCGUGACUCAGAUGAAACAAGAGCUGUCCGCGAUGCUUCACGCGCGAGGCCUCAGGGAGAGCUUGGUGCAAGAGGUGUCGACCCGGUGGGAAAAGUUUGGAGACUUAGUCCUCGUCCCCGCGCAGGCAUUUUCGGCGAAUGAGUUCAAAUCAUUCCAGGAUGAUCUGUACGGAAUGGUCGCACGCGUCCUCGGGGUGACGCGUGUCGCGCGUCAAGCUCCGGUGAGCCAAGGUCCAAAGAGAGAGUCACGCGCAGUCAUGAUGUACCCACGGGACGCCGACGGAUGGGUCGAAACUAAAGAGUUAGGUGUAACGUACGGUUUGGACGUAACAAAGGUGAUGUUUAGCAGCGGUAACGGGACCGAGAAGCAAAGGAUGGCCAACAUCGGCGCAGACGGUGAAACCAUCGUCGAUUUAUUCGCCGGCAUCGGGUACUACACGUUGCAACUACUAAAGAAUGCGGGUGCAGCCAAGGUGUACGCGUGCGAAUGGAACCCCAAUAGUUGCGAGGCGUUGCGCUAUAAUCUUCGCGUGAAUGGAUUGGAAUCGAAAUGUGAGGUCUUGGAGGGGGACAAUAGACGCGUUGCUCCGAUAGGAGUGGCGGACAGAGUGCUGCUCGGUUUGCUUCCGCACGCCGAAAUGUCGUGGGAGACGGCGUUGAAAGCGCUGAAACCUCAAGGCGGGGUACUCCACGUGCACUCGAAUGUAAACAGUGGUGAAGAAGAGGAGUGGACUGAGCGUCUCGUCGCAGAGUUGAAGGCACUCGCGACCGCCAAUGGGCGUGACGAUUGGGAUGUUGUCGUCGAGCACCUUGAGCGUGUCAAGUGGUACGGACCUCGCAUUCGUCAUGUCGUUUGCGAUGUGAGAUGCACUAGUAGAGUGACGCGUCGCGAUGAAGGCGCCGUCGGUACCGUGUCGCCAGCGCGAAACGGUUCCGGUUUGACUACUGGCAAGACUCCUUUGGCUGCCAAGUCACGUGUAGAUCGCCUCCACCGCCCAGAUGCGCAACAUUUCAUUAAAUCUGUGGCCACGAAACGAGUGCCUAUCGUACUCAGUGGACUGGACAUUGGUCAGGCACCGUGGACUUGGACGCCGCAGUAUUUGUCCAAGCUCGAGGGGCUUCCAGACAAGGCUGUGAGCGUGCACGUGAGUCAAGAUCCGAAACUGGACUUUGUGCGAAAAAAUUUCACGUACCAGGUGAUGCCGUUCGGCGAACUCCUAGACAAGGUUGCCAAUGACGGCGGCGAACGCUUUUAUUACCUGCGAAGCAUCGGUGAAAACCCACGAAAAGAACCCGCGCACGCGAUUCGUCAAUUUCCAUGCCUUGAGCACGACUUAAAGUUACCGACAGAACUUUGGGGAGGGGAGGAAAACUACUUCAGCUCGGUCAUUCGCGUGAGCAGUGGCGGUCUUCAGCUGUGGACGCACUACGACGCCAUGGAUAACAUGCUAAUUCAACUCCACGGGGAGAAACGCGUUUUUUUGUUCCCUCCAUCUGUCUCUGGUGAUCUCUACCUCGAGGGGUCGUCGUCGAUCGUUCGAGAUAUCGACUCGCACGAUCCAGAGACGUUUCCUCGAUUCGCUCGCGCAAGAGAAGCAGCUCUGGAGGUAAUUUUACAACCGGGAGAUGUGUUGUACAUCCCGGCUCUUUGGGCACAUCAUGUCACCGCACUGCAGGGUCCUUCCAUCGCGGUCAACGUUUUCUACAGACAUCUUCCUACGGAGAUGUAUCCGUCAAAGGAUUUGUACGGCAACGCCGAUCCCGUACCCGCGGCUGAAGCGAUGAAAUUGAUCGAUUCGGCGAUGGAAUCGUUGAAGAAGCUCCCGCAUGAUUACAAAGUGUUCUAUGCAGGCGUAGCGUCGUCACAAUUAGAAAAUAACCUAGGCGUCACCUCGGCUCGGAAGCUUUUAUCCAUGGAUGACGGCUGCGCAACGCGCAAGUCGAGCGACAAGAAGUUGUCUUCUUUAAAUCGGGUGUCUCGCGCUUUAGGAGUGGCAACGAGUGUAGGCAUUGCUAUGAUGGCUAUUAGAAAGCUAUAG
Molecule: messenger RNA, 3063 nt
Organism: Ostreococcus tauri
Lineage: Eukaryota; Viridiplantae; Chlorophyta; Mamiellophyceae; Mamiellales; Bathycoccaceae
Product: tRNA wybutosine-synthesizing protein
Exons: 1
Coding region: 1-3063 (1020 amino acids)
Biological process (GO): tRNA methylation
Cellular component (GO): cytoplasm
Molecular function (GO): tRNA methyltransferase activity
Source: RefSeq, a predicted model, not a curated record